CUCCGAUUGGUCAGAAUCUUGUGAUCUGCAGUCACGUGGACUCGGGACGCGGAAGUGUGGGUUUCCAGGAAGCUUGAUUCCCUCCGUGGCCUGUGUGUGUGUGUGUGUGUGUGUGUGUGUGUGUGUGUGUGAUGGAUGCUCCGCUGUGUGUGCUCUUCAGCGCCGCGGUUCUGAUCCGCCUCGUGCUGCUGUGCUUCGGUGUGUACCAGGAUCAGAAUCUGCAGCUCAAGUACACGGAUGUGGAUUAUCACGUGUUCACUGACGCGUCCAGGUUCAUCACGCAGGGUCAGAGUCCGUACGAGAGAUCCACGUACCGCUACACGCCUCUGCUGGCUCUGGUUCUGACGCCGAACGUCCUCCUGAGCGCUCACUGCGGGAAGCUGCUGUUCGUGGGCUGUGAUCUUCUGUCCGCUCUGCUGCUCUUCCGGCUGCUGCUUCUGCGCGGCGCGGCCCGGAGCUCGGCGAGGGUUUACUGCGGUCUGUGGCUGUUCAACCCGCUGACCAUCGGUGUGUCCACCCGCGGGAAUGCCGAGUCUCUGCUGGCCGUGCUGGUUCUGUUCACCUGCUGUGUCUGGACCUUCGGUCUGUCUGUCCACAUGAAGAUCUACCCGGUCACUUACGCGCUGCCCAUCACUCUUUCCCUGGCCGGAGCACCGUCCCGCGGCCGAGGACUGAUCCAGAACCUGCUCCGCUGCUUCAACAAGGACCUGCUGCAGUUUGCGGCUGUUUCUGGAUCGGUGUUCUUCGCUCUGAACCUCACCUUCUACAGCGUGUACGGCUGGGAUUUCCUCCAGGAGUCUUAUCUGUUCCACCUGACGCGCAGAGACACACGUCACAACUUCUCUCCGUACUUCUACAUGCUGUAUGUGACGGCGGAGCAUCGCUGGAGCGGUGUUCUGGUGCUCGUCUGCUUCCUGCUGCAGCUGCUGCUGCUUUUGCUGUCCUCGCUGGCCUUCUGCUGCUCCAUCCACACCGCCGUCUUCGUCGGCUUCAACAAAGUCUGCACUUCACAGUAUUUUCUGUGGUAUCUGUGUUUGCUGCCGCUGGUUCUGUCUCGACUGACGCUGGGUCUGGGACGAGGCCUCGGGCUGCUGCUGCUGUGGUUUGUGGGACAGGCGCUGUGGCUGUCGCAUGCGUAUUAUCUGGAGUUCGAAGGCUGUAACAGCUUUGCGCUCAUCUGGAUCGCCGGCCUGCUGUUCCUCCUCAUAAACUCUCUCAUACUGGGACAAAUAAUCUCCCAUUACAGACCCGCAGAGGGCCAGCUGAAGAAGAGAGAGUGACAGACGCCGACCUGAACAUCAUCACUUCACAUAUCAUGACACCUUGAAUAAUACUCCUGAGCAACGAUCACAUGGAAAGAUAUGUAAAGAGUGUUUCUGCGUGUCUGGAUUUAUUUUCAUGCAGAUGCUGGAGAUGGACGAGCUGACCACUAGAUGUCGCCCACAGCAGUUUUACAGAUCUGAUGUUGAACAAGUGGAGACAGACUUUGUGCUGGAUUUGAAACACUUUAAACACAGACUACAUUUGAGACGGAGUCAGUUGCUCUCACAGAUGGACUUGUGUUUGUGUAAAUGCUCGUGAUAACGAGUGUUUGUGUCCAUGCAGAAAUUAUCACAAUGUGAACAAACAUGUUUUAUGAACGAUAUCUACACGUCAGAUCUUACAUGUGUGAGUGAAGAGACAAGCUCCGCCCACCCGACGAUGUCAGCACCAAUAGGAGGGCGUGUUGAGUGGUGGUGGGCGGGGCAUCUGAUGGUCCUGAUGGCGUGUGGAACGAGAAGAAAGCGGCUCAAUUCAAAGAAGAUUCACUGCUGAAGCUGAAUAAUCCAGCUCUGGUCCGAGAGAAGAAGGGGUUAAACAGGAUUAUCAUCUCACCUGCUGGGACUAGUUUGCUCUCUCUGUGUUUGCUUCAUUACAGCAGAACCAUGAUUUAAGCUUUAAAAAUUUUUCUGUUGUCACAUAAUGUUCUGGUUAACUUUUUUCCAAAAUACUGGCCGCAGUUAUUGAAUGAACAGAACCAGUCUGCAGAUCUGUUUAUGUCUGACACUCAUAUUUCUCACACACAGUGCUGUCUUAUUCAAGUGAUCAAAAGAAGAAUGUGAAUCACAAGUGGAAAUUAUUAUUUCUGUCAUUAUUCAUAUUAAAAUACUGCAAUAGUA
Cyprinus carpio (common carp) is the source of this 2159-nucleotide messenger RNA. It is a transcript of the gene pigm, whose product is annotated as phosphatidylinositol glycan anchor biosynthesis, class M. Gene Ontology annotation, molecular function: alpha-1,4-mannosyltransferase activity; GPI mannosyltransferase activity. NCBI's taxonomy places the organism in Eukaryota, Metazoa, Chordata, Actinopteri, Cypriniformes, Cyprinidae. Gene Ontology annotation, biological process: GPI anchor biosynthetic process. Gene Ontology annotation, cellular component: glycosylphosphatidylinositol-mannosyltransferase I complex; membrane. The record is from RefSeq and is a predicted model, not a curated record.